This is a messenger RNA of Anopheles nili, 1482 nucleotides long. Its product is annotated as protein sine oculis. Gene Ontology annotation, molecular function: RNA polymerase II cis-regulatory region sequence-specific DNA binding; DNA-binding transcription factor activity, RNA polymerase II-specific. Gene Ontology annotation, biological process: regulation of transcription by RNA polymerase II. The record is from RefSeq and is a predicted model, not a curated record. The transcript has 6 exons. Lineage: Eukaryota; Metazoa; Arthropoda; Insecta; Diptera; Culicidae. Gene Ontology annotation, cellular component: nucleus; transcription regulator complex. The coding region runs from base 1 to 1482 and encodes 493 amino acids.
AUGCUGCAGCAUCCGACCAGCGAUUACUACGAGCUGUCGGCGGCGGCCGCCAAACAAACGCCCCCAACAUUCAGCCCUCAGGGCGGGGGCGGGGGAGGUGGUGGUGCGGGAACGUUGGUGAUCAACAGCAAUAACAACAACAACAACAGCAAUAGUGUGAACAACAACAACAACAAUAAUGGGGGCAGCGCCACGACCGACGCCGAUCUGGAGCUGAUCGCGCAGAAUGGGACCAGCGUGAGUGCGGCUGAUCGCGAAUCGUUGCCGAGUUUCGGCUUCACCCAGGAGCAAGUGGCGUGUGUGUGUGAGGUUCUACAGCAGGCAGGUAAUGUGGAGCGACUAGGCCGGUUUCUGUGGUCCCUGCCGCAGUGUGAUAAGCUGCAGCUGCACGAGUCCGUGCUGAAAGCGAAGGCGGUAGUUGCGUUCCAUCGGGGCAACUUCAAGGAACUGUACCGUCUGCUCGAACACCACCAGUACUCACCGCACAACCACGCCAAACUACAAGCCCUGUGGCUCAAAGCACACUACGUGGAAGCGGAGAAGCUUCGCGGUCGACCACUCGGAGCGGUCGGAAAGUAUCGAGUUCGGCGCAAAUUUCCCUUACCGCGCACAAUCUGGGACGGCGAGGAAACGAGCUACUGUUUUAAGGAAAAAUCAAGAUCGGUCCUGCGCGAUUGGUACACCCAUAAUCCGUACCCAUCGCCGAGGGAAAAACGGGAGCUGGCCGAAGCGACCGGAUUAACGACGACACAGGUUUCAAACUGGUUCAAGAAUCGACGGCAACGGGACCGAGCAGCUGAGCACAAAGAUACCGGAGAGUCGGACAAGCAGCACCUGGACUCGUCGAGCGAUUCGGAUAUGGAAGGUCCAAGUUUGGCCUCGAUGGCCGGCGGAAAUGGUGUUGUAGGUCCCGGUGGAGUCCUUCACGCUACAUCCGGUGGUCUUCACUUGGGCACGAGCGGAGGCACUCUAACGUCCAACAGCGCCGGUGGAGGAACCACUCCGGGUGUCCUGGGAGGUGGCACGACGGGAGGAACCGGAACGGGAGGGGCCAGUGUUGGGCUUGGUUCCGGUGCUCUCGACCAUCACGCCACCCACCAACAUGGUGCCCAUACGCACCACUCACACCAUCAGGGCUCGGGCAAUGCGCACACGCCAGGAGGACAACCAGGACAGCAGCAACAUUCUCACUCGCAUUCUCACGCACACCAGCACCACCACCAGCAGCAUCAGCAGCAACAACAGCAGCAACAGCAUCAGCAGCAACAACAACAGCAGCAACAACACCUCCACCAUCACCACCAUCAUCACCAGCCGCAACCAUUGGGCACAAGGAACGGCAACCUGAUGAACAUCGCGCCCGGUGUUGGCAGCAAAUCGACAACGAUUGGGCAGCUGUCGGCGGCGGCCGCUUACUCGCACUUCCACAAUGUGAUGGGUUCAAUGCCGCUGUACGACAUCGGCGACUAUCAGCACUUAUGA